AUGGCAACAACUCCUCCCGAGUCGGAGCUAUCACAGUCCCAGACUCCAGUCAUGGACUCGUCCGCGGCACGGGAGAAGCCCGCCCCCUUGGAUAUGGAGGAUCCCGAGCCGGGACAAGACCAUGCCGUGGUCGGCAAGCCGUGGAUGUACAAGCCGCUUUUCAAAAUCGGAAAUUGGGAAGCCCCCUGGUUCGCCUCGCCGGAUAUGCAGCUCUAUCUCGUGUCCUUUGUGUGUUUCCUCUGCCCGGGCAUGUAUAACGCCGUGACUGGCCUCGGUGGUGGUGGCCAAGUGAACCCGACCGAUGUGAACAACGCCAACACGGCCCUGUACAGCACGUUUGCCGUGGUGGGAUUCUUCGCGGGUUCGAUUGCCAAUCGUAUUGGUCUACGGAUUACGCUGUCUCUCGGUGGAUUUGGUUAUUUCUUGUAUACCGCUGCUCUGCUUUCGUAUAACAUCAACCAGAAUGCGGGCUUUUUGAUCUUCGCCGGAGCCUUGCUGGGUGUCUGUGCGGGUCUUUUGUGGUGUGCGCAGGGUGCGGUGAUGAUGAGUUACCCUCAUGAACACGAGAAGGGCAAGUAUAUCGCCAUCUUCUGGGUGAUUUUCAACCUGGGCGGUGUCAUUGGCAGUUUGGUCCCUCUUGGCCAGAACAUCCACAGCACGGCAGGCAAUGUCAACAACGGCACUUAUAUCGCCUUCCUGGUCAUGAUGGCCGUGGGCUUCGUACUGUGCUGGGGUCUCGUCGAUUCCAAGUACAUCAAGCGUAAUGACGGAUCUCGCGUGAUCGUGAUCAAGAAUCCAACCUGGAAGUCCGAGUUUCUGGGACUGUGGGAGACUCUCCGAAGUGACUCGUAUAUCGUCUUCAUGUUUCCCAUGUUCCUGGCCAGCAACUGGUUCUACGGCUAUCACUUCAACGCUGUCAAUCUGGCCUAUUUCACCGUCCGUACCCGCGCUCUGAACAGUCUUCUCUAUUGGCUGAUGCAGAUGGUGGGUGCCUUUGUUUUCGGCCAGCUCCUGGAUAUGAAGUGGUUCUCGCGCCCGACCCGCGCCAAGAUCAACUUUGGUAUCCUCAUCGCUAUUACAUUGGGCAUCUGGGGUGGUGGUUAUGUCUUCCAGAAGGGAUACACCCGGGAAACUGUCAAGGCCGACACGGAUUUCAUGGACAGCGACUACAUCGGUCCUAUGUUCUUGUACAUGUUCUAUGGUUUCUACGAUGCUGCUUUCCAGACCUGCACCUACUGGUACAUGGGCUCUCUCUCCAACAACGCACGCAAACUGGCCAACUUUGCCGGUUUCUACAAGGGCAUUCAGUCUGCCGGUGCUGCGGGAAUGUGGCGCAUGGACGCUCAAAAGACUCCAUUUAUGACUGAGUUCGCAUCCUGCUGGGGUCUCCUCAUGGGCAGUAUGGUCAUCGCCACACCCGUGAUCUUCUUCAAGGUCAAGGAAAGCACCGAUGUCGAAGAGGACCUUCGCUUCUCGGACGAGACUACCGCCGAAGUCCUAGGCGACAUGGAGGAGGCGCCCGAAAAGCCGCACGCCGAACAACAGGACACAAGCAGCAAGGCGUAG
Molecule: messenger RNA, 1566 nt
Organism: Penicillium daleae
Lineage: Eukaryota; Fungi; Ascomycota; Eurotiomycetes; Eurotiales; Aspergillaceae
Product: unc-93 family MFS transporter
Exons: 4
Coding region: 1-1566 (521 amino acids)
Biological process (GO): transmembrane transport
Molecular function (GO): transmembrane transporter activity
Source: RefSeq, a predicted model, not a curated record